Messenger RNA from Paramacrobiotus metropolitanus, 3796 nucleotides. RefSeq names its product atrial natriuretic peptide receptor 1-like. The transcript has 21 exons. Gene Ontology annotation, molecular function: protein kinase activity; ATP binding; peptide receptor activity. Bases 204 to 3353 code for a protein of 1049 amino acids. The record is from RefSeq and is a predicted model, not a curated record. Lineage: Eukaryota; Metazoa; Tardigrada; Eutardigrada; Parachela; Macrobiotidae. Gene Ontology annotation, biological process: protein phosphorylation; receptor guanylyl cyclase signaling pathway; cGMP biosynthetic process.
CAUGCAUAGUAUUGACAAAAAUGGUUCAAUAUUGACAUCCUUGCUCAUGUACAGUCACAGAAAUUGCGAUGAGCAUCGUGCUACUUCCUUACAGUAAGCAAAAAGCUAACAUUCUGACAUCAAGGCACUGCAGUACAUGCAGUGUCAUUGCAAUUGUAUAAUGCUUUAUUAAACCAUAUACGUGCCGAUUUGGUUUUCGUAAUAUGAAAGCUUCGCCAAUGCAUUCUGCUGGAUAUGUUGCAGUAAAGUACUCAGUUAUAUGUGUUCAUCUCUUUCUGCAAAUGCUUGUGGGCGCAGACAUUAUCAAACAGAAACGACUGCAUAUUGUUACCAUUUUGAAUGGAGACAAUCCUCUUUUUGGAUAUUAUGCCAUUAAUCCCGUGUAUGAUACAGCGCUGGUCAAGCUGGCACAGAACUAUCCACUGAUCUUGACCAACGUGACCAGAAGCGUUAUUCAUCAGGCUGGACUAUUUAGUUGCCCGGACGGUGCCGCCAUGAUACCCCUCGUGUCGGAAAAGGUCAGCGAAGCCAUUCAGCGGUAUCCCGAUCAUUUUACAGUCAUGUUUUUUCCAGGUUGCAGUAUGGAAGUUUUGGCUCUCGGAGAUUUUGCUCGAGAAUGGAACGUUCCCCUACUGGCAGCUAUAUCGGGAGACAUGACACUGGGCGAUAAACAGCGAUAUCCAACUGUUGUGACCUUUCCUGCUCCGGAUCAUGUGACAAUGCCGGCUAGUUUUCAACUGUUUUUGGAGAAGAACCGAUGGCGUACCGUUACCUUCUUGUGUGAUGCUUUGUCGCAGUUUCAAGCGGUGGCCACGUUUUACCUUAUUUCGUGCAUCAACAUCAAGCGAAAGCUGGACACAUCCACAAAAACCAAGUACCAAACAUAUAAACUGGAUUUUGACUCAAAAAUCAACCAAGACUACGAAACGCUAUUGCGGCGCACUCAAGCGCAAAGUAGAGUGGUCAUUAUAUUCAGUCACCCACGGAUCAUUCGCGAUAUAAUGGUUACCGCAUAUCGCCUCAACAUGACCGGUGGUGACUACAUUUUCUUUUCAUCCCAAACCACACGCGUUCCCCAAACAACCGAUAUGUUGUGGGAAUUUCACGACGGCAAUGACGAGGCUGCCUAUGACGGAUUUCGAUCGUUAAUUUCCUUCGUUAAUCCCAACCCAAACUGGGAUCGGAUAGAAGAUGUCCUGACGGAGGUCAAAGACAUCACGUUUAAACAGUACAAUAAAUCGAUUACCCGGAUUGACCAGCUGAAUGAUUUGGCAAUUUCGGCAUACGAAUCGAUGAUGGCACUGGGACAAAUUCUGAAUGAAUCUAUUGCGGAAAUCGGGAAUUUAACGGGAAAACAGUUUGCUAAGAAGUUUUGGAAUCGUUCUUUCGAUUUUCCUUCUCGUAGCUUUUCCAUUGGAUCGAAUGGAAUGCGCAUAAACGAUGUAAUCUACUCCCGACUGAAUAUCACUUCCGGAAUAGUGCAGGAUACCUGGCGCUACUAUGCCUCCUCCAGAGCUCUGGUCGAACUGGAACCAGAUUUAGCGCGCACUUGGAAAGAUGUGAACGGCCCACCGCCUGAUAUCCCCAUAUGCGGUUUUCACAAUGACCUUUGCGGCACUAGCAAUAUGCAGAGCGCAAUAAUUAUUGGAGUGAGCGUUGCCGUUGCCGUGUUGGUUGUGAUUGGAUUAGGCGGCAUUAUUUACUGGAAAAUAGUAGAUUUAGCGGAGAAAAGGAACCUAUGGUGGCACAUCCGCCAGAGUGACCUAACGGUUUUGGAUAAACCUACACCGGCUGCUCAAGAAAUGCCUCUAAAUGCAUCCAAAGUUGCUUCGCAGAAAAAGAACGCCAUCAGUAGCAGCCGAGGCCUGUAUCAGAAGCAGCCAGUAAUAUUCGAACAGUUUUACGAUAAAGUUCUGCCACCCGAAAAGAUCAUUGAACGAAAAGUUGUCCGCCAGUGCCUCCAUUGGCUGAAACACUUCCAUCAAGAGAAUCUGACAAGAUUUCUCGGAUCUACGGCCGGCACAUCCCCAGCCGGCUCGUGUUUGAUCUUUGAAUAUGGAGCACGUGGAACACUCCGGAUGUUGCUACAAAACGACCGCGUCCCUAUUGAUUACUCCAUGCAAAGCUCCCUGGUUUGGGAAAUUAUAAAUGGACUGAAAUUUAUUCAUAACUCGCCACUGCAUCAUCAUGGAAUGCUAUCCAGCAUCGGCAUCAUGAUAGACAAGCGAUUCUGUAUAAAAAUCUCAUCGUAUGCGUUGAGCAAAUUCCGCAUGCAGUUCUGUGGACACAUUUUUCCCGUAAUGCUGCCGUUGGACGCAGCUAUAUUGUGGGCGGCACCGGAAAUUAUUGCGGCUACUAAAACUAGCGGAAGUCGCGAAGGGGAUAUUUACAGUCUGGGUGUCAUUGUCAGCGAAAUAUUCACCGGUUACGCUCCAUUGUCCAUAAACCUCGAUAACGACACAAGUAUAUCGGAAAAUAUAACUGCCUUACGAGAAAAACCCGAAAAGACCCGUAUUACGGACGUUUCCAAAAUGCCGGCAAAGCUGCUGGAAGUGAUAUUGCCUUGCACUGCAAAUGUGCCGGCGGAUCGUCCUAACCUGACCAAAUUAACUGGAAAAUUAACGCAUGUCCUUUCACGACAAAAACUGGUUGAUAUGAUUAUGCGGCGACUGGAACACUACGCUAAUGACUUGGAAAAUAUGGUGGAAGCUCGCUCGCGUGACCUUUUAGAAGAACAAGUCAAAGUGGAUUCCUUGCUGAAAGAAAUGUUGCCGCCAUCCCUUAUUAAUAAAUUGCGUAACAAGGAAACCGUCAACGCAGAGAAUUUCGACUGCGUGACGAUCCUGUUCAGUGACAUCCCGCAGUUCGGACCAAUAUGUGCGCAGUGCGCCCCUCUUCAGACCAUUGUACUGCUGAAUACGCUGUAUAGUCUCUUCGAUUCCGUCCUCCAUAAAUUCGAUGUCUAUAAAGUGGAAACCAUCAACGACUCGUACCUGCUGGCCAGCGGUCUGCCCAUAAGAAACGGUAACCGCCAUGCCGGUGAGAUCGCUCGUAUGGGAUUGUCGAUGCGAGACGCGACGGAAUCCAUCUGUUCACCCUUGGAAACAGCAGAAAAAUUACAACUGCGUGUUGGCAUCAACUCAGGUCACUGUGCUGCUGGUGUUGUGGGUUUACGGAUGCCGCGAUACUGUUUGUUCGGGGAUACCAUCAAUACAGCUAGCCGUAUGGAAAGCCACGGCGCUGUAUCAAAGAUCCAUCUUAGCGGAACGACCAAGGCGCUACUGGAUGAACUUGGUGGAUUUCAAAUGGAAUCGCGCGGGAGCAUUGUGAUAAAGGUAGGCAGCAGAAAGUAACAUCCACACCUGCAAUAUUAUCGAUAUUUCUUUUCCGUUCCAGGGGAAAGGUGAAAUGACGACAUAUUGGCUGUUAGACUUCUCCGCUCCGCCGUAAGCUCCAAAUCGAAGGCCGCAAACAGCGCUUUUAUGUACAUAUAUCACCAGAGUUCAAGAGGCAAUCUGACGAAAAUCAGCCUCGGGACUAUCCAGAUUGACUUCCUUCCAGUCGGGAAAGCGCAUGGGACAGGACUGUAAGAUCGUGUCAAGAAGCGGUUCCAACAGGCCGAACAUUUCCCGGGCGCCGUUCGCGUUGAGAUGCAGUCCGUCCGACAAGAAGGACUUCCAGUUCGGACUGGCGAGCAUCGUGGCGAAGAGAUCCGCAAAGUGUGCUCCUUCACCGGAAGCCACGAUGCCCGUCGACAUGGAAUACUUUUCAAUGAUACCGUUGUCCCGGGUGGAGA